Molecule: messenger RNA, 2226 nt
Organism: Caenorhabditis bovis
Lineage: Eukaryota; Metazoa; Nematoda; Chromadorea; Rhabditida; Rhabditidae
Source: the annotation of a GenBank genome assembly
AUGUUAAUCCCUCGUUCGAUUGGCGUUUUGAUGCGAGCCACUUCAAAAGUGCUCCUGUCUGUUCGGACAAGUUCUACAAAAAAGCCAUCAAAGUUCAAUGAUCUCAACUCAUUCUGCUCUGGAAAAUCGGAAAUUGAGGUUGGCGACUAUCUCGACGCAACUCAUCGACAUUCGAUUCAGCACAAUAUGCUCGUCACGUCACGCAUUCUACUCGCCGCCGGUGUUGUCGCGAGACGAUCGACGACGGCGUCUCGUCGCACGCUGUUCUGGACGCGCAAAAUCGCGCCGAGAUGCGAUCUCAACAAUCAGACGAUUGUUCUCGAGGACGGGUCUCGAAAGGCCGCUUGGCUUGGCGAUCGCGAUAUCAUGAGGACCAGCGACGAUGGCAUUCUUACAGUCUACUCGGCGUAUCGAAAUGGGAUGAAACUCGGCGCGAAAGAUAUGCUGGGGUUACGGCGCGGCGAGACUCUCGACUGGAAAUUCAUAAGCUAUGAACGCGCGUUCGAGUUGGCCGAUCAAAUCGGCAAAUCGCUGCGGAUUCUCGGCAUUCCGACCGGCGACGAGACGCGCAUCGGCAUUUACUCGAAGAAUCGACCCGAAUGGGUGAUGAGCGAGAUCGCGAUUCACAAUUACAGCAACGUCACAAUUCCGUUUUACGACACGAUAUCCGUCGAUGACAUGAUCUAUAUUGCGAAUCUCACCGAAAUUCCGGUGGUGUUCACCGAUUCGGAAGACAAGACGAGAAUGCUCCUUCAGAACAAAUCGAAAAUUCGCAACCUCAAACACAUCAUCCAAUUCAACGACGUCAGCGACGACGUGCGCUCGUUGGCGAAAAAUGAGAACGUCGACGUGUUUCAUUUCGACGAGUUUCGACGAUUGGGCAAACACGAGCAUUUGCCGCAUCUCGUGCCGACGCCCGAGACGAUCGCGACGAUCUCGUUCACGUCGGGCACCACCGGACGUCCGAAGGGCGUGAUUCUCACGCAUGGCAACAUGUGCGCCGUUUUGACGUCGUCGUUCGACUUCAAAUUCGACGUCGGGGAUUCCAAUCUCAGCUAUCUUCCAUUGGCGCACAUCUAUGAGAGAGGUUGCACACUGAUCACACUAACACGCGGCGGACGAAUCGGCUUCUUUCGCGGCGAGCCGCAACACAUUCUCGAAGACGUCCAAUCGCUGAAGCCGGCGAUGUUCGCCACCGUGCCGCGAGUCAUCGACAAAAUCUACAAGGCGAUCAUGUAUGAGUUGCGCUAUUCGCCAAUCAAGAAGCUCGUCUUGAAAUUGGCCGUCAAGUACAAAAAUCUGAAAUAUGCGAAGACCGGUGUGAUCGAUCGCGAUUCUUGGGUCGACAAGCUGAUUCUCGCGAAAAUCCAGGCGAUCCUUGGGCCGAAUCUGAAGAAUAUGGUUGUCGGCGCCGCGAAAUCCGAUCCGCACAAGAUGGAAUUUGUGCGCGGCGCGUUCGGCGUCAAUCUCUUCGAGGGUUUCGGUCAGACGGAGACGUCGGGAAUCGUUUCGAUUCAGAUUGCCGGCGACUCGACGCCGGGCGUCGUCGGCAUUCCGGCGGCGUGCAACGUCGUCAAACUACGCGACGUGCCCGAUCUCGGCUAUUACGCCGACAAAAACGGCGGCGAGAUGCUCGUCAAAGGCUACAACAUCACGCAGGGCUACUUCAAGAAUGAGGCGGCGACGCGCGAGGCGUUCACCGAUGACGGCUUCCUCAAGACGGGCGACAUUGCGCGAUGGACGCCGCAAGGCUCGCUGGAGAUUGUGGAUCGCGCGAAGAACGUGUUCAAAAUGGCGCAGGGCAAAUUCGUGGCUCCCGAGGACAUCGAAUCGACGUACACGGCGUCGCGAUUCGUUUCGCAAAUCUACGUUCACGGCGACAUCACGAAAGCGCAUCUGGUGGCGAUCGUUGUGCCGGAUCCGUUGCAUUUGAGGAAUUACGCGGAAACCAAAUAUCAGAUCAGCGAUCAGAGUUUUGAGGAGCUUUGCCGAAACGAGAAGAUUCGCGAAGACGUGCUUCGCCAUCUCGUCCGCAUCACCGAAUUCCAUCGGCGUCCGCGAUACGAAGGGGUGUACGGUGUGCAUUUGACGCCGAACGCGUUCACCGUCGAGAACGGUCUGACGACGCCGACGAUGAAGAACAAACGCGCGCGAAUCGCGAAGCACUUCGAGCGGGAGAUCGCGCGAAUGUACGACGAAAUCGAGGCGAACGAGAUGAGCAAAUAA